Bipolaris oryzae ATCC 44560 is the source of this 996-nucleotide messenger RNA. RefSeq lists its product as uncharacterized. The record is from RefSeq and is a predicted model, not a curated record. The coding region runs from base 1 to 996 and encodes 331 amino acids. Lineage: Eukaryota; Fungi; Ascomycota; Dothideomycetes; Pleosporales; Pleosporaceae. The transcript has a single exon.
AUGCUCAAUGGAACACUGACAACAACCCAAGGUCAAGCAUUUGGACCUCUGCCCUCUGAGCUGCUUCUGAACGUCUUAGACCAGCUCGUGGAAACAUGCAACGAUUACCGCCCUGUAGUACGCUCACGAUUCGACAUAGUAACCAGGACACUGCACUCGCUUACCUUAGUCUCACGCAGUGUCCACCCGAUGGCUACCGAAUAUCUUUACUCAAACUGCGUGUGGCUGGAUUGUCCAGGGAUCUUGAGCCACUUUUGCGCAACAUUAGGACUGGAUCAUGAGCAUCAAACCACUGUACAAAAUAUCAAAGGACCCCCGAAACCUAUUUUCUCGCGAUACGUUACGUCGAUACACAUAUCACCUGUACCAAAAAGAAACCUGUGGGAGGAUGAUUGGACAGACUCUAUCAGAUUACCGACGAUCAUCAACUUAUUUAACACCAUUGGGCCUAACUUGAAAAGAUUGCAUCUUAGCUUGAAUCAUUUCAUCUUCUGUUGGGAUGAUACGGAAGCCGAAGGCUCGUAUGUCAUUGAUCCUAACAUUUACUCAAAUAUGUUGCUUCUAGAGGAGUUAAUCAUCUGCUGCUACGUCAUUGGCCGUUUCCCCAACCCGCCGCAGUAUAUCAAACGACUUGCCAUAGUUACUGAUCAUUUUGGAGAUGCAGAAUGCAACUUCUAUCAAUCUUCGCCAUCUCUUGAAUCAUUGGUAUUCUUGCGGCCAUAUACAAUGACGGCUGAUGACGUUGAUACCCUCGUCGAUUUGUAUCAGGGAGAAAGUCUGGACAUCAUUCUUGUCGACAUGGAUUCAUACUAUACAACACCAAUCGGAACACGGAACUGGAAAUCAGAUCAUACAGUGCGUAUAUGGGAAGCUUCUAUGCCGCCCAGCCGCGGAAAUCCAUCUGGCCAAUGGAUAUGGGAUCAAGGUGCUGCAGGUACACUAUGGGACCAAAAGCAGCGACGCAUGCCACUGUGGUCAGAAAUUGAAGGAGAUUAG